This is a messenger RNA of Phyllotreta striolata, 7230 nucleotides long. The record is from the annotation of a GenBank genome assembly. NCBI's taxonomy places the organism in Eukaryota, Metazoa, Arthropoda, Insecta, Coleoptera, Chrysomelidae.
UGACUUUUUACUUUUUAUCCAAUGAUUCUAAAAUGCAACGUGCAUGUUGUUGUUAUUGAAAAAUAUUCGAUUUUUUAGCAAUGAAUGCUGACGAAGACCUGGACGAUAUAGAGUCGAGAUUAUACAGUCACGUAUAUCAUGGAACUUCCGAUCCAUCUGACGAAAAUAACGCUGAUUUAAAUGAAACAGAUAACAGUGUUGCAUGGAAAAAACGUUAUUUCAGCCAAAGGCCCCCAAGGAAUUAUUUACAAACACCAUUUGCUAUUACUAAUUUAACAAUCAACAAUAUCCAAGACAAUGUCUUGCAUAACCAACCUUCAGAUAUUCAUUCUAAUUUGAUACAUUCCAACGAUGGUUUAGGAUCGUUUGAAAGGGAUGAUACAUCUCCUUAUAAUGCAUGCCUUACACCUGAUAAACAAAAUAGGAAAAACAAGAAACGUAAAUUGAGAACAAAUGACAACGCUUUACCACAUGAGAGAAAUCAAGCUACAGAAAAUAAUGAUUGUGCAAUAAGAGAAGACAAUAAUGUCCCAUCAUCAGCUGAAUGUUCUAAUAAGAUUAUUGAAAAUUCAGUAUUAAAAAAUACGUUACCUACAGAAGACAUUAACAUAGCUAAAAAUUCUGCGAAUAAUAAUAGCGAUAGUAAUUGGGAAGCUACUAACAAUCGCUCCCAAAAUAUAUCUACUUGUACUUCUAUUUUUGCAAUGGAUAUAUUAAAUGGGCCUACAAAACAGCGCGAUUCCGAAUUUAUUUUCUACGACCAAAGAGAAAUAAUCCAGCUUCGAAAACCUCCCGAGUAUUGCAGAACCGAAAACAAUCCGAGUCCCAACAAAAGUGUUAAUGAUUCCAAUGAAAACGCAGUUACCCCUAAUCGUCAAGAAGUUGUAGUUUAUGAGAAUUCGCUGGAUUCAAAUAAUUCAACUGCGGAAAAAAGGAAAAAGAAGAAGAAAGCAAAGAAACCCCCAACGAUUUUGACUAGACAAGAAGUAAUAAACGAAGUUUCGAAACGCUUGCAAUUAAAUUCCAAACAAACUGCACGUGUUCCACCGGAAACUGAAGUUACUCACACUCGCUUUGACGUAGACGAAGAAGUUAUAUUUGUUCCACCCCCUCCUGUAGAAGUGAUCAAUUUAGAAGAUAGUUUCGAGAAAAACCAGCUAGACAGUCCGACCAAAGACAGCCCUCACAUAGAGAACCCCGAUGCGACAUUAUCGAACGAUUUCUUAGACAAUUCGAACAUCGAAACCAAUUCAACGAACUUCAACUUCAGCCUUCACGGCUCCGAGUUCAGAGACGGCCAAUCUGACGUGGUUCCGAUGCAAAAAUCCACCGAAUACUGCGAAACCGAAAGCAGCUGCAGCACCAACGAGCACCACAGCAAGAACUUCAGCAACACCGUCAAGACCAUUGUCUUCGACGAGGUGGAGUUUCCCAAAGAAGACAUAUUUUCGGGGAAGAAUUUAGAGAGCUUCAGCUCUUUCAUAACGCCUAAAAGGAAAUGUUCUAUGUCGAAAGAAUCCGAACAACCCUCUUCGAGUACUAACGAUAAAGUUGAUUUUGAUUAUUCAUCGGAUAGCAGUAGUUCCGAAAGCGAUUAUGGUGGUAAAGUUAAUAAGAAAACGAAUAAUUUACCGCAUUUAAGUUCAAUUGUACCUGUCACUGUUCUGAGUAAACCUGUAGUAAAUAUUGAUGAAGAACAAACUAUGAGAAUGACGUCAAGAACGUUGCCUUUUGACUACCCAAAUGAAAGUGAUAUAAGUUUAAAUGUAUUAGAAGAUAACUGCCCAACAAGCACGCCAAUUAAACCGAAGAAGAAAAAGAAACCUUCAACAGAACCUAGCACUAAAGAUCCAGAGAAAACUCUAAACGAUAGCGAAUCGGAAAAACCGAAGAAGAAGAAAAAGAAACGGACCAGUAUGACGGAAAAUUCAGAUGUUACCAUUGAACAAACUACUAAUACCGAUUCCCAAUCAACUACGCUUAAUGUAGAAGAGGAGAAUAGUAAGAAUAAAAAGAAAAAACGACAAAAUUCGGAUGUAAAUGCGACAAUAGAACCAACAGAAGUUAAUCACGAAAAUAGCAUUAGCGAUUUUAUCAAUAACCUUCAACUGACCACGGACUUAUCCCGCAAUAUCGGAAUGGAAACCAACAGAAGGUCCAAACCAAGCGAUUCGAACGACGAUAAAGACGCUGACAAUAAAAAGAAGAAACCCAUUAAAAAUACACCAAUCACUACCACAUCGAUAAAACCACAGUGUGUUGUAGAAUCAUCUGCGAAUGAAGUUGAAGAAGAACCAAUAGUCAUCAUUGCUGAUGAUUCUCUUGACGAUCACAUCGUUUUAUCAUCGGACUCGGAGUCUGACAUUGCCAUUUUCGACGAUGUAGGUAAUGAUUUAUCCUUUAAUUAUUCUACAGACGAAGCCAAACAUCAAGAUAAUUUAUCUUCGAUUGCGAGCCGUUUCGAUGUUGCAACUAUUCAAAACCAACAAUCCGAUGAUCCACAAAAAUGGUUGAUAUCUCACAAAGACAGGAUGAUUUUGCUGAAUAUGAAGACAGGCCCUAGAUGUAGAAGGUGCAGGCAACAAGGACAUUUCGGUUUGAAAUGUCCCGAUAAACCGUUUCCGAAGCCUUGUAUACUCUGCGGCAGCUUAAGCCAUCAAGAACCCAGGUGUCCUAAUAAAAUGUGUCUGCAGUGUGGCAAUCCGGGGAGUUAUUCGACUACUUAUUGCAACAGUUGUUUCAAAUUCAGGAAUUUAUUGUGUAAUAUAUGUCGAAUGUACGGCCAUGUUCAAAAAUUUUGUCCGGAUCUAUGGAGAAGAUACCAUAAAACGAAAAUCGGGCCGAUAGUACCUUCUUCGGAAACAGUGAAGUCAAAAGAGCAAUUGUGGUGUUCAGGAUGCGCGAAACAGGGCCAUUUGGAGCACGAAUGCCUACGGCACAUCAGGGAAUUCCCCCCGACUACUCCGUUCGUUAUGAGCUAUGUGGACGUGUUAAAUUCACCGCAGAACGCGAAUUGUUCGAUGGAGUUGGAAAGCGAUUCGGCUCCCAUCAGUUCCCCUUCGGUAAAUGUUUCGAACGUUAUGAUUUCUCCUCAGUUAUCGGAUAAUUCCUUUCAUUUAUCGCCUAACAACGGCGAGGACUUGGCGAAUUCCGGCGCGAAUAUGACCAUUCACGUGCCCAACGACUCGGCAUCUACCAAUUUAUUUUUGCAAAUGAUGGUCAACUUUAAUAACCAGCCUAAUACUCAAUGCGAUGCUCGAUCGCAUCGUUAUAAAAACGUAGAUUUGAGUAACAUGAACGAGGUUAAGAAUUUCAUCAUGAGCAGACCACUCAGAGAAGUGUAUAAUUUCAUAUCGGAUGAAAUGUAUUCCAUAAAAACUUGCAAUGUUGACCUAAACGUUUUAAGAGCUAAACUAAACAAGUAUAAUAAUAUAAGGAAAAGGAAAGCGCAAUUGCCGCCUAAUAUUAACAAGGAGGCGAAUUUCUGGUAUAGGACGAUAAACAUGUAUUUGUUUGGUUUUAAGCAAAUGAAAGACGGUGGUUUACACGUGCGUUAUUUGAGAAACUUUCUGAUAAAAAGUAAGAACAACCCGAUUAUACCUGAAGCCAUGAGAAUGGCUUUAUUCUGUGCGUACUCCUACAUUUUCGCUACUACACCCCAUCCGCAAAUAAACUAUAAAAGUCUCAUGAAUGCGCCGUAUAAAAAUAAGUUGCAAAAACGCCGGUAGUUAUGUUUGAUAAAAGAUUAAAAUAUUGUUUUCAAAUUUUAGCGUUUGAAUGCCUCAAAAUACCCUUAAAAGUUUCAAUCGAAACUUUCUGAAAUUUGCUCUACUCACCCCUACUUUAAAUUAUUUUGCUCCAUUCACUCCUAUUGAAUUCGCAAAUCCGGAUCGUUCGACCUACAGUAGUUUACUUUCGUGACGUUGACAUUAAUGACAUUUAUUCGUGACGUUUGGUUAUGGUUAUUAUUCAGUCAAUCAUAUGUGAAUGAUGACCCUAAAAAUGUAAAUUUAAAUUAUAUACAUAUUAAUUUAGUGAAGAAUUUAUAAGUACAAACUAAAAAUGGUCAGUAGACGUCGACCGAUUCACGCAACAAAUCUAAAUUUCCGGCCGAAUUUGAACAACAUCAGCAGCGACCCCAAAGGCACGAAGCCCACAAGUGAGCCAACUUCGGUGAAAGAGAUUCUCAUUUUAAUGGUGUUGCACGUCUGUAAAAAAUCGUUAUUUUUCGAUACUAACUUAAAAGUGGGAAUUUAUUUAGCAUGCCUUUUCGUCAUAUCUCUAAUAGCCGAUGUGUUAAUGAUACCGAAGACGUACCUGUCGAGAUCCGAUAACGUUUUUAACAAGGUGUUCGUCAAAUUUGCAUGGGGUUGGAACUUAACAUUGCUGCUACCGUUUGUCAUUUUGACGUCUUUGAUCUAUUGCUGUGGAAAUAAGCAGAAAAUAUUGAAACACCACAUGCCUAGGAUAGCUAUAGCGACGUUCUUUUGGUGGUUCUGGACUUCCCUGUUCAAUUUCAUCGAAGCAUCGAUGGGAAGAUGCGCGAACGUAAACUUCACCACGAAGAGUUUAUGUCUUCGAGAAGGCCACGUGUGGAACGGCUUCGAUCUCUCGGGACACUCGUUUAUAUUAAUUUAUGGCAGCUUAUUCCUCAUAGAAGAAACUCGAUGCAUUGUUAAUUGGGACAGCAUAAAGGAGUACAUCAGGUUGGAAGAGCACCAAAGGCAAAUUAACGAGGAGGUGCCGAAGCCAAAUCCACUCAAGAAUCUAACAAAUCAAGAACUCAAACAGAUUAAACAACAUUACGAGAAGUUUACACCUUAUAUAAGAUUAAUAUUCAUUUUAAUUGCUAUUAUUCAAGUGCUAUGGGAUGUUAUGUUGUUUUCGACUAUGUUGUAUUAUCACAUUAUGGUGGAGAAGUUUCUAGGAGGGGCACUGGCUAUUUUAACUUGGUUUUUUACGUAUCGUGUUUGGUACGCACAACCGUCUCUCCUGCCGAAGCUUCCUGGUGAAGGAAGCUUUAAAUACAUUAAAAGCACGAAAAUUACUCAGCCCUCUCCUACGGUUCGUAGCAGAAGAAAAGACAGCUUAACGGAUAUGGGUCCGUUAUUUAUGGGUAGACCAAUUUACGCCAGCGUCAAACCGGAGGAAGUUCCUUCUUCAUCAAGAUAGCAUCGAUUUUGUACCUUAAAUCCUAUUCUGUUGAUUUAUUUCUAAUUUUAAAUUAUUUUUUAUAUAUAAAAGGUCGUGGGUUUGUUAUGAUUUGUUUGACAAAUAUUUCUUGUUAAUAAGUAUAAAAAAAUAAAUGAGAGUGCUAUGAGGUUUGUUCAAUUGCAUUCCGAUUGUUUUUAUCAGUGCCAUAAACAAAAAACAUCAGCUUAAAGUAGUAAUAUAUUUUCAUUUUGUUUAUAGUAGUAUUAUAACAUACUUGCUCUUAAGCUAAAAAAACACUGUACAUAAAAAUGAGUAUCAGUAAACCAUCCUUAAUUUCACAUAGACUGCCAAAAUGAAGUAUGAAAUGAAAUUAAUCACAGUUUAAAGAAACUUGUAUACCUAACGCAUUUGUGUUCUUCGUCCUGAGGAAAUUGUAUUCUAAAUAAACGGAGCUUAUUAGUGUUACGUUUGCAUUUAGAAAAAUUUGCUUAAUUAUACGUGUUAAUGUUAAUAAUUCACAGUGGAUAGGAAACGAUUCAUAACAACUAAAAAAAAGUUGGGUACUAAUUUUUUCUAAGUGCCUCGCAAUUAAUUUACCAAAUUUUUCCAAAUUAUUUUAACGUGAAACAAGCCAAUAUAUUAUCUAUAAGCUAUUAGCAAUUACAAGCUGCCACUAAUUAAAGUAUACAUUAAAUAUCAUUCAUUAUUAGAGCUUAUACUCUAUUAAUGAACCACAUUUUCUAGAUAAAUAAUCCACCAUGAAAUUUUUUUCUAAAGCAAAAUACAUAAAGGAACAAUAUACAUAUGUGUAGGUACAUACGAUUUAAAAAUUUUAGUAUACAAAUUACAAUGGCAAGAAUUGAAGUAAACAGGAUUCAAUGAAAAAUACGAUUAAAUUCUUAUUCACAAUGACAAAGGUUUACAACAAACUUACACUCGUAUAAAAAUCUGACAUGAAUUUGUACCUUGCAAUUACAGCUGUUUUAUAUAAUUAAGUCAACCAUUUAAAAAAUAUACUUUUAAACUCGACCGAUCUUUCCUCGACUUGCGAUCCUUCAAACGCUAUUUGUGUUUAGAAAUCUAGUGCUUUGUACUUUAUUUUUACUUGUACAUCUUAUUCAAAGCGCCACUAACACGAUUAAUAUAGUUAAAUCGCUAAAUACUUCAAUGAAAAAUUAUUUCAGGAAGAUCGAGACUGUAAAUAAAUGAUUGGGUAUGAAAAACAACGGUUCGUAAAUCGAGAAAACACCUCAAAAAAUAUUCUACUUUUCCUUUCGAGGGCUAAAUUUUUAUGUACAUUAUCAACAAUAAUAUGGAGGUUUCUCUUUUAUAAGUUUUUUUGUCGUUUUGUCAACUACGUACUGAACACUGAGACAUUCUUGAGCGAAAAAUAAUUAGUUCAAUGUUGCUACUACUACUAUAGCUAUUUUUUAUAUUAUCAUUAUAUCGUAAACUCUACUUUAAAAUGGAUUACAUACUCCAUUAUGCAUCAAAUUUGAUCAGAAAAAUGUAAUAUAAUUCACACAAAGCUCGAUUAUUAAAUUAGAAUGAGAAUACACUAUAUUCCUCCGAGAUAUUUUUUUCCAAUAGAAUGCAAUUUAAACGAUGAAACGGUUUAAUGUCUGCUCGAUAAAUCAGCGACACGCACGUUUACAUGAUAAACAAAAAAAAGGCGUAAACAGGCGAUCAACCGCUUAUCCCGCCGGUAAAUUUAACAGUUGGUUGAUCAGUCACCACUUAUUAGGAAACCUCCUAGCGAGAUGAGGCUAUACAAUGUUCAAAAUUUAUAACUCAAACAUGAAAAAAAUGGGCCAACUACAUCAACUUACGUCGAUGGUGAUUGGUAACGGGAAAAUUCCGCUUACUCGUUCAAAAAAUUUGUUACAUUUGCUCGCAUUUAAAUAUUUAUUGUAUGAAUUUCAACGAAUCAUCAUCGACAAUAAGAAUACCUAUAAUUACUCAAAAUAUUUAACUAUAUACGUAAUAAAACUAACUCAAAUACGUGAAGUUAGUGCAGUAAAGAAUUGCUUUGUUUUAAAUAGUAAACCAUAAAUUCCUAUUCAAUGGUUAUUUUUU